AUGAACAGGAAUGGGGGCGAGGAGCGGCGGCGGCGGGCCUGGGCGGCGCAGGGACUGGAGCGGCGCGAGCGACGAGGUCGCGAGGAACGCGAGGAGGCGCGGCGCCGGCAGCGGCAGUGCGAGCGCAGCGAGGAGCGGCGGCGGGAGCUGGCCGAGCGCCAGGGACUGCUGCGGCGAGAGCGAGCGGAGCGCGCGGCCCGGGAGGACCGGCAGCGCAAGCUGCAGCAGGAACAGAACCUGAAGCAGCGGGAGGAGGGCCUGCAGGAGGUGCGCGAGCGGGCCGAGCAGGUCCGCAGGGAGCGCGCUAAGCGCGCGGCCCAGGUCAAGCAGCAGCAGGAGGGCCAGUUGCAGCGGGAGAAGCGGGAGCUCAGCAGGGCGGAGCGGGCGCGCCACGAGGCGUUGCUGAAAGGUCGGGCCCGGCAGGAACGCCAGGAGCGCGAGGGCCUGCGGAGCUCCCUGGAGGCCAGCUUGGGACGCGCGCAGGAGAACUACGAGCAGUUGGUGGAGCAGCGCACCCGGGAGCUGCGCGAAAGGGCAAGGCGGGAGGAGCUGCAGGGCCGGCGGGCCAAGGAGGCUGCUGAGCGCAAGGAGCGGGAGCAUCAGGCGCACCUGGAGGCGCUGGCCCGGGCAGGCGAGCGGCGGCUGCAGCACGCGGCGCAGGCGGCCGAGGAGGCGGUGCAGCAGAAGGCGCGGCGCGUGGGCCAGAGCCGGAUGGAGAAGGAGCGGGCCCAGCGCGCCAACAAGGAGAAGGUGGAGAGGGACGAAGACUGCCGCCGGCGGGAGCUGCUCCAAGCCAUCGGUCGCAAGCUGGAGCGCAGCGAGCAGCUGUCUCGGGAGCGGCGCAGCGCGCUGGAGAGCGCUCGCUCCACAGCCCGCGCCUCCUUCCACGUGCGCGAGAAGGUGCGCCAGGAGACCAACACGCGCUCCUUCGAUCGCAUGGUGCGCGAGGCCCAGCUGCACGCCAACCUGGACCGUAAAUGACCGCCGCAGUGCGCGGGCUAGACUGCCACGCUCAGCCCCGUGGCGCCCCUUUUGGCCAUUUUGUCCGGACCGUGGGAAUCGCCAGUCGGGGCACAGCACCGUGGCGUCGCCAGGCUUCUAACCAGUGAGGCGAUGAGAGGACUGAUGUAUGAGACCCGUCAGUCCGCCGCCUUUGUUUUUAAAAAUCGGCUUUGUUUGGAAAUGACAUAGCACAAUCUUCCACCACAUCCCACCUUCUUGGCUCCCACCCUGGCCCUUGCCAAGGUUCCCAAUGUGUCUGUUGAGUUGGAAAGGAAAAGAGCUGGGAGAAAGGGGCUGGGUCGAGAGUGGGGGCGGGGGGAGGGGGCAAGGAGACAGUGCAGAAGUGACUGCCCCCUCCUGCAGCAGUCACCCCAGGCAUCUUCACAAACUUGGUAUCUGAGGUGUCUGCACAGAUUGCAGCAUAGGAGGCAUCUCCUUGGCUCCCCUCCAUCUUUUAAAAUGUGGCAAGUUGCACAGCGCUUGGAGGCCUCGCAGAAAAGCACAGCUCUUCCAAGGUAUUACACCACCCUCAAGUGACCGAAAAGCUAUUGACUUUUGUAUACUAGACUUUUAAUCUGCCACUUGUGCAAACUGUGGUCUUAGUUCUGCUAGGUUUUCUGUUGUUUCCCCUAGAUUCUCUAGUUAGACAAUCAUCUGCCAGUAAUGAUCAGUUUGGAUUUUUCGUCUUCCUUAUGUUCCUAGUUGACACAGGUUUGGUGAUGCUGUUUAGCUUUAGUGGAAGCCCCCAGCCCAGGGAUGUGGAUUCCUUAGGCAGCAGUGUUCCACCCCACUGAGCUUUCUUGCAGGGUAUUUUCAGGGGAGGUAGUGUCUGAUGGCCACCUCCCAGUGUGGGGCCCACUCCUGGCAGACAGCAUCCAUGCCUUAAGAAGCAGAGCUACCUAUGUGCCUGCCCAGGCCGAUUCUGCCUCAAUCUCCAGCCCUGGAUGCAGUCCCAAGACUGGGCCCCAGAGAGUUUGGGGUGUCGUGUUCCCUAUGUGAAGGGAUCAUCUGAGGGCAUUUACUUUACUGUGUGGGCAGAAGAGCUGGAAUUUGCCUCUUUGCCAUGAGGGUCAUGCUCACUAUGGUUUGACAGUGUAUCUUCCUCUCCUCUCCUUCCCCGAAUGAGGAAAAAGAGGAUCCACCCCUACCAGACAUUCCUGGUUCCCUCUCCCCUAGGACUGAAAGUAUAAAGUCAGUCUCUCCGUGCCUCACCUCCCCAUCGUCCAGAUGGGGCCAUCAGUACUCUUCUUUCUCCUGGUACCUCAAGGCCUCCCAGAUCCAAAGCACCGCUUCGGUAUUAUUUGUUGGUCUUCUUUGUGCCUUUCUUGACCUGGAGUUGGGAGGCAGGAGGACUGCUGCUGGCCUAGUUUGUUUCCAGGAGUAUGGAUUCCUGGCCAUGUGUCACGGACAGGUGGUCAUUUAUCCUCUGGGGGAAAAUACAUGCAAGACACUUUCUGGUCCAAAAAGUCCCGUUCAGUUGUCUUCCGGCAACUUUCACCCUUCAAGUGCUUCCUUCCACGAAGCUGAAAUCAGCCCCCAGGCAUGUCCUCCCAAGGACUCUACCUUCAUCAAGGAAGGUGGGGAGUAAAACAUUACUUUCUACAUGAACAGGAUCAAGAGAUAAAAGUUACCAAAAAAGAAGAAGAAUCAGGGUAGAGAAAUAUUGUAUUAGACAUAGUUCAUGUAUAUCCUGUUGGGCAGAAUUGUCCCUAAAGUGUCUGGUGUCAUACUCACAUGCGCACACAUGCACACAUUCUGUUAGCGACUCCCCACCCCCGCCCCCGACCCCAGUGAAAUGCCAACAGGUACAGGAGUAUUGUGUAGAAGGAAGCAGUGCUUGGCUGUUACACAUCAGAUGCUGUGAAACCAGGAAAGGAGCUGUGCCAAGGCUUAUUUCUUGAAUGGAUGAAGUUUUCCUCGAAUUUUCAUGUCGGUAACCAGGUUGUCAGUGAGCUAUAAUAAUCAGCAUUGUCGGUGAGUCAAGGGUAUUUAACUAAAAUGUGAAUGUGAUACUGGUUCUUAACUGGUGGUUCCUGAUUUGACAGAGGAGACUCUGAGACUUUACUAGGAAGUUCCACCUAAAACCACUUCCUUCCAAGGUAUACACAUUCGUUUGAGAAGGAUACAAUCUGUUUGGAUUUUUUUUUUUUUUUUUGGACAAGGCGCUGAAAGGUGAUCUUACUUGGCUCUGUAGUCAGUUUGUUUUCUGACUUCCUGAGUGACUUUGGGUAGAUCACCUCUGUGUGCCUUGGUUUCCCCACCUAUAAAGUGGGGAUCAUGACUUCUGCCCUCCUCACAUAAACACUGUGGGGAUGAAUCAGAAUCAAAGUGGUGCUGUCAGUUCUAGGACUUUGGAAACAGCAGGUACAGUCACUACAACCAAGGAUUAUGUGACUGCACUAUGCCUAGAGUGUAAUGUGGCCAUUGUGACCUGGUGCAGAAAGAAAUGUUCUCGAAAAGCACAUUGCGGAUUAUAAUGCCACAUAUGAUGUGAAGGUCUGGGUCUGAAUGUCACCAAAUUAGAGAUUUGCGCUUAGAGAAAAGCACAGUGUAAAGGAAACAAGACUUUGGGGUUCUUUAAAUACAUAUAUAUAAUUCAAGCAAAAACAGAGGCUAAACCUAGUAGUAGUAAAGAAUGGUUCUUCCAAGUUUCCAACCUCCUGAUCACCCUCUAGAGUAGGGGGCUUCUGUGUAUUCUAGGCUAAGUAGUCAUGUUACUCUUUGAGGAAGAACAAUUUCCAGGAUCCUUUUGUGUGUGUGUGUGUGUGCCCUUUAUUUAUAGUCUUUUCUUUGAAUUGAUGGUAGGGAGGAGUAGUGUCUCUUACUCUGAAAUGCUGCAAGAGAAAAUUGGAGGAGUGGGGCAUGGUGGGGAUGAUGGACAGAGAAAGUCUUACUUCUCCUGAUGUGAAUAUUCUCACCAACUGCCCCGAAUUUGUCUUCCAUGCUGCAAGUUCCUACCAUCCAGGAAAAUACAGACUUGACAUGACCCCAGACCUUCCCACUUGCCCUCUUGCUCAGAGCAGAAAGAGCAUGAGAUGGGAUGAGGAAGAAUGGGAAGGGUUGGAAGAAACUUUAGUUUGGUUCGUUACCCAGGAAACAAGCAGGGCAAAACCAUUUCAGAUGGAAUCAUCAGUGGAGCUAGCCCAUUGUCCUGCUCAAGCAAUGACCAGUGCCUACACCACAUCUGGACAGGAAGACGGAAGUUUCCUUUCAGAAGCACACAGACUGUGAGUCUUUAGUGGGAGCAGUAAUUAGGAUUUUCCAAAGGCACAGUCUGUAGAGUAGUGAAGGCACAUGAGACUGCCCUUUGUGCUCAGGCCACUCUGCAAAGCCCACCACUUAGCACCCCCCUUCCUUUAAAAAGUCCACUGAAACAGAGGGGUGAUUGACUCUUCAUAAGGGGCUGUAUCUUACUUACCAUUGAGUCCGCCCGUGGUUUAGCACCUCUUAUAUAAUAACCACAUAAACACUAGAUGGAGAGAGGGAUAGACAGCGGAUGGGUGGUGGUCAGAGAAUGGUAACCAGAGGACAUUUGCACAGAAUGGAUUGAAUGGAGGCCGCCCUUCAUCUGUCAAAUUAGUAUCAAGCACCUACCAGGUGGGCCAGGCAUUGCUCUUAGUGCUGAGAAGACAAGGUCUCUCUGAUAUUGACCCUGUCUGAGAACAUGAUAUUGUGAGAUGAGCAGACACCUUUAUUUCCUUGUUGGGCUUAACUGCCUUCCCAUCCUGGUAUCCAACCAUAGGCAGACCCAAUAGUCCUUCAAGCACUAAUUUCAAGCCUUUGGAGUUUCCUGGGGACUUGCCAUCCUCCAGCCAACCAUCAUCGAGUCCUUGUUCUCUUUCUCUUAGAGGAGCCCUGAUUAUUCAGGUCAAAUUCAUAAGGUCAUGUACUUAAUCAACUUUAAAUUACAGUACAAAUAGAUUAAUUACCUUCAAGGGCAUUAUUGGUAUUGCCUUUAACAGAGGCAGUGUAAAUAAUGAUCGUCAAUGUAGAGAACCAAGCCUCAGGCCCUGCAGAGUCCCAGAUCACCAAAACAGGGUACCAGCUCCAUCAUUCCACUGUUCUUGCUGAGAUAAGAAAUUCAACAUUUCAGAAGCAUUUCCAGUUUUAAAGUCCCAACAAAAAGAGAUUUUUGAUUCGUACUAAAUUGCUAAGAACGUUCAGUGAACUAGAAUAUUCCACCUCUUAAAGCUUCUAGAUG
This is a messenger RNA of Odocoileus virginianus texanus, 5203 nucleotides long. The record is from RefSeq and is a predicted model, not a curated record. Lineage: Eukaryota; Metazoa; Chordata; Mammalia; Artiodactyla; Cervidae.